GAGAGAUUGAAAAUUUGAACGCUUUUUCUGUUGUUUCAAUCUUCUUUUUCCGGUGAAUUUCCAGCGGCGUUAGUGUGUGGUGUUUGAUCAAUUAUAAGGAAGAAAUCAUGUUUCUGGUGGAUUGGUUCUAUGGAGUGUUGGCAUCACUAGGGUUGUGGCAGAAGGAUGCGAAGAUCUUGUUUUUAGGGCUUGAUAAUGCUGGCAAAACCACCUUGCUUCAUAUGUUGAAAGAUGAGAGAUUGGUGCAGCAUCAACCUACACAGUACCCCACAUCAGAGGAGUUGAGUAUUGGGAAUAUCAAGUUCAAGGCUUUUGAUUUAGGAGGACACCAGAUUGCUAGAAGAGUCUGGAGAGACUACUAUGCCAAGGUGGACGCUGUUGUUUAUCUUGUGGAUGCAAAUGACAGAGAGAGGUUUCCAGAGGCAAAGAAGGAAUUGGAUGGGCUUCUGUCAGAUGAGUCGUUAACAAAUGUCCCAUUUCUCAUUUUGGGAAACAAGAUUGAUAUACCAUAUGCUGCUUCAGAAGAUGAGCUGCGUUAUCACUUGGGCCUAACUGGUGUGACCACUGGCAAGGGUAACGUCAACCUUGCUGGUACCAAUGUCCGUCCAAUUGAGGUGUUUAUGUGUAGCAUUGUGCGCAAGAUGGGAUAUGGUGAGGGCUUCAAAUGGAUGUCGCAAUACAUCAAGUAGGAGAGUCAACCAUAACGAACUUGUUGGCUAAGUUCUUCUUUUGUGAUCCCAAUCGGUUGGUUGGGGUGUGAUGGGGGGAAGAACACAGAGAACUUCUCCCAAUCAGGAAAGUAGCAUGUCAGGUUACAUUGUAUUGGAUAAACGCUACAGCUUUGCACUAGCUUGUUUCUAGUUUUAUCUGUACUCUUUUUGGAUAGAAAGUUUGUACAGGGAAAGCACAAUAACGAAAAAAGGGCAGUCCUUGUUCUUCA
Messenger RNA from Solanum tuberosum (potato), 940 nucleotides. RefSeq names its product GTP-binding protein SAR2 (gene SAR2). Gene Ontology annotation, biological process: intracellular protein transport. Gene Ontology annotation, molecular function: GTP binding; GTPase activity. The record is from RefSeq and is marked provisional. NCBI's taxonomy places the organism in Eukaryota, Viridiplantae, Streptophyta, Magnoliopsida, Solanales, Solanaceae.